UUUUAAAUUCUAAGUCCAGCAUACACAUAAUAUAAAAAUACAACUAUACAAUAUCAAGAGGAAGAUUUUUGCUAAUUUUCCCUUGGGCAUGUAACAUUACUUUUCAUAAUUCCUUUUGGUUCUCUCUCUCUCUUUCUCUCUUCUCUCUUCUCUCUUCUCUCUCUCCUUGGCAUUGUAUUCUGGCUUCCUUUGUCCUCCUCUCCACUCUCUGACACACACUGCUCUCUAGGUGGCGUAAACUUGCCUGAUAGUGCAAGCAAUGCUUUAAGCAAGCACCCCACUUUUUUCUUCUUUUUUUUUGGUUUUGGGGUGCCCUUUGAACUCGCUUCUCCAAAAACUCACUGUGUAUUCCUCUUUGUCUGUAAAAAAAGCACUGCUUUCUCUCUCUCUCUCUUAUUUGGGCCCCUCAUCACUACUCACCGUACUGUGUGUAAGCCGAUAUUAAUAUUUAGUGCUUCACUAGCUAAAACCCACCUCCAAAACUAAGUUCUAGCACUCUCUAGCUAGCUAAGCCAUUAGCUAUACCUAUUCCCUUUCUCUCUAUCCCUCUGACUAUCUCCUCUCCCUCUUCUCAUAUCCCUCUCUCUUCUCUUCACCACUCACUAACUCACUCCAAAUUAAUAAAUCAGUUUACUCUUUUUUCUUUUGUCCACUAGUAAUUCAUGAUUUGUUUCUCUCCCCCAUUUUUAGCCAGAGACUGUCUUCUCUUUCUUACAUCCUCUUAGUUUGGCUUUAAUCUGCUAUGGAAACGGAAGGUGCUGUUUGCUACUGUUUAAGCUCAUGAGCAAGAUUCUCAAAGGGAAGUCGGCGUGUUGAUCCUGCUGCUGUUUCCUUCUUUCUUUCUCGAUUUCUAUUUCUAGUGGGAUCCAAAAGGAAGAAAGAAAAAAUAGGUUUACUUCUCUACUAGCUUUGUCUCAUCUUCUUAUUAAUUUUCCAACCAUCAUUUUCCUUCUUGGGAAGUCUUUGAGUGGUGACCCCCCUUCACUCCCUCCCUCCUCCCCCCUCUAUGUGUAUCUCUUUCAAAUGAUAGAGAUAUGUUGAGUCUAUAGAGAAAAGGUGGUUUGAUUUGCUUAGAUUGGUUUCCAACUUUCUGGGUGCAGUACACUAGUCUUUGCUUGUUCUUUCUCUUUCCUUCUAAGUUGAGAUCAGCUGAUGAUAUAUGUACAUAUAUAUGGAUAUGUAUAUUCAAAGUUGAGGUGGCUGAUGACCUUUUAAUUGGCACUUUGUUCUUUGAUCAAAAGGAUUUAAUAUUAGCCCUAGGAGGAGGCCCCAUAUCCCAGAGUUCAAACUUUCUUUCCCCUCUUCUCUCCCCUCUCGAUUUUGUUUGCUUCACUAAAAGCUAGAGAGCAUAAUUGUCAAAAAAUUAAACUCCUAGGUAUUUGAGGAGCCAAAAACUAACAACUUUUUAGUUCUAAUCAUUCAAGUUCAAACCGAGCCUCCUAAUUCUCUCUCUUGUUCCUUCUCUUUUGGUCUCCAAUUACCAAACAAACAAGACCCAAAUCAUUAAAAUAAUACCUAGAGGAAAAAGAGAAAGAUCUAGCUAGGACUGAUUAUAUAAUGGAACUUUCAAGUCAAGAAGCUGGGGAGAUCCCAAUCCCAAUAAAUAGUUCCUAUGGUGGUGGGCAUGGGCAUGGGCACAUGAUCCAUCAUAAUCAUCAUCAUCAUGACCCUGCAGCAGCAGCAACAGUAGUGCCCCACAACCAUUCCAAUUUGAUUCCCUCCUCAGCAGUGCCCCAAAAUCAAAACCCCUCCAACACUAAUGGCUCUUCCAUGCCCACAAGCCUAGAUCAUCAUCACCAUCACCCCCAUUCUCAUCCUCAUCAUGAGGAGGAGGAGCAUGUGAACAUUGUGCCCUACAGCUGUAAGAAAGUGGGGGUGAGGUACAAAGAGUGUCUCAAGAACCAUGCAGCAGCCAUGGGAGGGACUGCAACUGAUGGGUGUGGUGAAUUCAUGCCCAGUGGAGAAGAAGGCACCAUUGAAGCUCUCAACUGCUCAGCCUGCAACUGUCACAGAAACUUCCACAGAAAAGAAGUAGAAGGUGAGCAGCAGCCCUUCCCCUCCUCUUGGGAUCAUAACUUUCAUCAUACUAUCAACAGGGUUGGGGUUGGAAGCAGGAAGUUCCUAUUAGGCCCUGGCCAUCACAAGAAUUUAAUAGCAGCCCCCCAAGAGGGUUUAGGGUACCAUACAAUGCCCUCAUCAAGAGCAGCAGCACCCCACCAGAUGAUAAUGUCUUACAACAUGGGAAUGGGAAUGGGAAUGGGAAUGGGGAUGGGGAUGGGGGCCCUCCCUUCAGAGUCUGAUGAACAGGAGGAGCAUGAUGGUGGUGGGGCUGUGGGCAGGCCAGCAGCAGCACAGCUAGCAAAGAAAAGGUUCAGGACCAAGUUUACACAGGAGCAGAAGGAAAAAAUGUUCAACUUUGCAGAGAAAGUUGGGUGGAAGAUUCAGAAGCAAGAAGACUCUGUGGUACAAAACUUCUGCCAAGAGAUUGGGGUCAAAAGAAGAGUUCUUAAGGUUUGGAUGCACAACAAUAAACACAAUCUUGCCAAGAAGAAUCCCCCACCACCCCCACCCCCACCUGCUUAAUAUCAAUUAAAAAAUUCAUUACCAUCUCUCUCAUCAUCCUCUUUCGGUUUGUGCUUAACUCUACCAGUAGUUAGCUUAUAUUACUGAUUAUCAUAUUUAAUUUACCCUGUCUUUUUCUCUUUUAUUUUAUAAUUUUUUCCUCUUUGAUAUUUUUCGUAAGUUUUCUUUAUAUAUAUAUAUGGAAUAGCAUUGGUGGUUAUGCAAUGUAGUUUUUGAAAAUUGGGUUUUAGUAGUGAGUUGUGGCUAGCUAGUUCAUGUUCUUGUCCAGUAUUGAAAGGGGACUUAUAUUAUAUGUGUUAUAUUUUCUAGUAACUAAUACCUAAGAAUCCAGCUGACAAAGGAAAAAAAAAAAAGGAAAGAAAAGAAGAGGUAUAUAUCAACCACGGGUCUUGCUGGCGGUUAUAAUUUUUGUUCAUGUUUGUUAGAACUAUGAACCUUGAUUUCUUUUAACAAUGGAUCUUGGCAUUGUGAGUUAAAAAUUCAUUCCGUUUCAAAGUUUGAUGAGUUUCAUAAAAAAAUAAUCAAUGUACUAAAUACUACCCUCUAAGAUUUGUUGGAAGCCUAUGGCACCUUGAUAGUGUGUAUAU
Messenger RNA from Prunus persica (peach), 3170 nucleotides. Its product is annotated as zinc-finger homeodomain protein 4. Gene Ontology annotation, molecular function: transcription cis-regulatory region binding; DNA-binding transcription factor activity. Gene Ontology annotation, cellular component: nucleus. Gene Ontology annotation, biological process: regulation of developmental process; regulation of DNA-templated transcription. Bases 1558 to 2583 code for a protein of 341 amino acids. Lineage: Eukaryota; Viridiplantae; Streptophyta; Magnoliopsida; Rosales; Rosaceae. The transcript has a single exon. The record is from RefSeq and is a predicted model, not a curated record.